This is a messenger RNA of Phytophthora sojae, 1344 nucleotides long. RefSeq lists its product as hypothetical. The coding region runs from base 1 to 1344 and encodes 447 amino acids. The transcript has a single exon. NCBI's taxonomy places the organism in Eukaryota, Oomycota, Peronosporomycetes, Peronosporales, Peronosporaceae. The record is from RefSeq and is a predicted model, not a curated record.
AUGACCAACGCUGUAUCGCGUCAGAAGGCCAACAACGCCAAGAACGUCACCGCCGCUGCCCCCGCCAGCGCACAGGUGAAGCCUGCCUGUGCCACAGUAGUAAAGAACGCCCAAAUGACCACAACCGUUGCAACUACGCAGUCGACGACGAAGAACCUCAACGGCAUCAAAGUGAACGUCGUCAAGACCACAGUCGCCAAUGGUUCAAAGCCAUUUACGCUCAAUGAUGUGACGACGUGGAGCGUGCAGCGCGCUCGGGAGAUUCGAAAGACGGACUUCAAGCGGUUCGCCAAGCUCCACAACUACUUCACAGCCAAGGACGAUGCCGUGGCCAGGCCCAUCAACAGCAAGGCGAACGCCAAGCGUGAGGACGUCGACCUUUGGGUGCGCAGCGUCCUGAAUUCGAAGACGCUUGCUUGCAUCCAGGGUACGCAGGAGACUCAGCAGGCGCUGUUAUCACUGAUCACCGUGUCUGCCGCGCUCUCCAAGUACGGCGAACCGGAGUUGGUCCGAAAGAACAGCUUCGGCGAGAUGGACACCGUCAUCGGCGCGCGCUUCGGCACCAAAGGACUCCAAUCCAAGCAGCAAGCCGUAGGUGUCAGCUUUGUGCUGCGAAUAGUGCUGGGCUUGGCACCCGAGAAGCGUGCUGCAUGCCAGAGUCUGCGUGAGAUUCUGGAACUUAUGAGCCACCAGCGCCUAGUGCUGGCACCGACAGCGAAAGGGUUGACGCCGACCUCCAACAAGGUUGCUGAGGAAUGGACGAAGGUGAACCAGUACAAGCUGAAGUACAUGGUGAAGCAAGCGCAGUCGGACAAGUUCCAGGAGGCCAUGCAGCAACUCGGUGGUCAACACCUCUACGACGGUAUUCGUACGCAACUCCAGCAGAUUGGUGGCGCGUGGGAUGCCAGCAAGGACAAACCUGCUCUGCAGGCGAAGAACCUUCGUCCUCGCUCAAACCCCACGGAGAAGGGCAUGAAGCAGCAGAAGGAGACCGAACGACGCAAGGGGCAGCAUGCCAAGAACUCCCGUGUCAACGAACCGAGCCAAUUGGAGAAGAAGUAUCUGCCGCUGGAGGCUGCGAUGUGGACGCAAAUUCCGCCAGUCCCUGUGAGUGUGAAGACCGAUCAGCGCAAGAAUACACCUCCGACUGACAAGGUGCAGGUGAUUCCAGCCAAGAGCGCCACUCCAGUGAAGAGUGCGCCACUCACGGGGGCCUGGGCCGGGCCUCUUCCAGCCUCUGUGGUGUUGAGUCGGCCUAGCGCCAUUGUGAGCAGUGCGCCUACAAUGUCGGCGCGUGGUGGAAAUGGUAGAGGCCAUCGCGCGAUUCUCUCCAGGGCGAUCUAG